CAUUACAAUUCCUGCGCAAGCAAUAAGACCAGCCCUCGACCACUGACCGCAAUUCUUCCGAGCGUGUUUGCCGUUUGCUAAAAGUAUGCAUUUUUGCGUUUAAAGUAACGAUACACGAUGAGGAAAGGCUGAUACAAUAGUGCACAGGCUCUACGAGCGCCUGGUUGCGGUUUAAGCACUGGGCAGGCGCCCCGCCUGCCCACAAAUCGGCGAGGUAGCUCGGCAAGAUGUCGAAACCAAUAUUGGCUCGGUACGUGCCGCAGCUGCCGGAUGGCUGGGUCAAGUGCCCACGCUUUGGGGAUCCGCGCUUCUUUGAGGGCCUCAACAUUAUCCCCUGCAAAGUCCCGCUGGGGCGGCACUUCGACCAGCAGACUGGCGCCAGCGGGAGGUGGACGCUCGCAGACGCCAUCCGGCAGUUCCGGGGCUACGGCAUGGAGGUGAGGGCGGCGGGCCAGGCGCCGCCGCGGCUGCGCUACCUCAUCUAUGACGUGUGCAUGAUCAAUGCCACACCGCUGCUGCAGAAGCCCUGGAAGGAGCGCUACCGCGCCAUUGACAGCGACAUCGUCAAGCCGCGAACCACGGAGCGAGCCUACAUAGACGAUUGGCGCAGGCCGGGGCGGGGGGCCUGGGACCCCGCGCGGGCCGAGUACCUGUCGCCGCCGCUGCAGUACGACUACGCGGCAGAGGCCUUCAGUGUGCGGCAGAAGCCCUUCUGGCCCGUGCACCAGAUCGACAAGGUGUUUGAGCGCUUCCACGACCCGCACAAGGUCGGCCACGAGAGCGACGGACUCAUCCUGCAGGGCUACGAGCACCAGUAUGUGCCCGGCACCUGCGAGCUGCUGUACAAAUGGAAGUUCGCACACAUGAACAGCGUCGACUUCAAACUGCGCUGCGCCACCGUGCCGGACCCGGAGGCGGCGGCAGACCCGGCCAGCGGGCGGCGGCCGGUGAUGCUGGACCCGGCCCACCCAGCGCCCCUCACGCUGUACCUGCUGGACCAGAACAAAACCCGCGGGAGCAACAUCGUGGACGUGCCGCUGGAGCGAAUCGACCCGCACGGCAACUUCCACGUGGAGUUCCCGCCCGGUGUGGACCCGCUGGACUACGACGGCAAGCUGUGCGAGUGCACCUUUGACCGCGAGCGCGGCGUGUGGCUGUUCAUGCGCGAGCGCAAGGACAAGGACACCGCCAACGGCUCACGGGUCUACCUGCGGAUCAAGGAGUCCAUCAUCAACCACGUGGACCAGGACCUGCUGGUGGGGACACUCAAGGACAGCCUGAUCAACAGGCCGGAGUACGCCUCGGACCGCGCGCACCUAGGCCCGGCGGAGCUUGAGGUGCUGCGGCGGGAUGUGGAGGCGUGGCGGGAACGGCAGCACAUGCAGUACGAGCAGCAGCAGAUGCAGCAGCACCACCCGCCGCCGCCGGGGCACGGCCGCGGAGCAGGAGCAGGCGGCGCCGGGCAGCGCGGCAACGGGCACGCGGCCGCAGGUGCUGGCGGCGGCGCAGGGGCGGCUUAUGGCGAGGGAGAGGACGGGCCGCAGCCUCUGUCGCCGCCGGGAGGCGACCCGCACGGCAACGACGACGACUACCACGGCGGAGACAACGACGGCGGCACGUACAAGGUGUCUGACGCAGACGACGGCGCGAGAGCGGCGCUCAAGCGAAAGCGCGACCCGGGAGACGGGGAAGGCGGGGAGGGCGGGCACGGGGAGGACGGGCACGGGGGCGUGCCGCGUGGGCGGACCACGGUGUGGGGCCCCGAGAUUGACGAGCCGCACGAGCACUGCCCCGCCUAUGAGGGUUUCGGUUUCUAAGGAGUUCUUACGAGUUUCUAUGGCGCUUCUAAGGACUGGCGGGCGGGGCCGGAGGCAAUGUGUGCACGGGUCGUGUUGCUGCUGUGCCUGAGUCGCGGCAGCAGCGCGAUAAGCCACGUGGGCCUGGGACAUGAUGAUGGGAAGAUGCAUGUCGGCGCUGGAAGGCUUCGCAACGACAACAUCUCCGGGUGCAUUGGCCUUCGCUAUAUAUGGCAUUUGCAGGACGGGCGUCUUGCACGUGUUGCCGGGUUGGAAGCAGGGGCAGUCAAUGAGGAGCGACGUGAAUCGGGAAAUCGGACUUCGAAACGACUAUGGAGGUCCAAGAGCGAAGGGCUGAGGCCGGGUGGGUUUCAGCAACGAGUGAGCCACGGACCAACACAACCGUGGUGUGUGCAGGCGCUUGUUGUCAGGCGACGAUGGGCCAGGCCAAGUGGAUAGGAGGGUGUGAUGGACAAGGGUAAGGGGCUAGUUUACGUAUAGUCCUGUAGGAGCCACGGUGUUGGCGCGCUUGGCCGCCGCGGAGGAUCCUAAGGCCGCCCUGGAUUGCGCAUGGGGGGCGGCCGAUGGCGGUGCGGCGCCUGCGGCCAACACGUGGAUCCGUACCGUGUAGAAGCACACGCAGGGCCGUGAGCCGUGACUGCUGAUGGCUGCUGAUGGCUGCAAGGGGCUCGGGGCGUUGCAAGGCGUGGGGCCGUGGCGUUGCAGUUUCGCGGCCAAGCAAGCCCGUUAGCCCGGCAAGCCGGUAGUCAGGGAUGCUACGGAUCAGCGUAGGCCCCGAUGCUGCUCGUGCGGACUGUGAAGGCCUGAGCCAACCGCCCCCCCCCCCCAUGACCCAGUACGAGCGCGCAGUCACCGCGCAGGGCAUGGGUCGUGCAAGCACGAGGACAGGCCUCUCGCUUUCCCGCUCCCCAGCUACGGGCUUACCCUGCCGUCCUUGGCUCUUUGAUUCCUCGCCUGCCUCUGCGGUGCCAUCGCCAGCAGGGCUAUGCAUGGGGGCCACUGGAGCUGGCAGGGACCAGGCCGAGGCCGUCGAGGACCCGGAGUGAUAGGCUCCAGACAUGAAGAAGUUCAAUGGCCCGCUACGAAACAUUUUUUGGGGCCGACGCACAGUUUCACGCUUGGAGUAACUCUCAAUCUCUUUUGGUG
Chlamydomonas reinhardtii is the source of this 2963-nucleotide messenger RNA. RefSeq lists its product as uncharacterized. The record is from RefSeq and is a predicted model, not a curated record. Gene Ontology annotation, molecular function: mRNA guanylyltransferase activity; ATP binding. The transcript has 13 exons. Bases 228 to 1817 code for a protein of 529 amino acids. Gene Ontology annotation, biological process: 7-methylguanosine mRNA capping. NCBI's taxonomy places the organism in Eukaryota, Viridiplantae, Chlorophyta, Chlorophyceae, Chlamydomonadales, Chlamydomonadaceae.